This is a messenger RNA of Thamnophis sirtalis, 559 nucleotides long. NCBI's taxonomy places the organism in Eukaryota, Metazoa, Chordata, Lepidosauria, Squamata, Natricidae. The record is from RefSeq and is a predicted model, not a curated record.
AGGUCCUCCCCUGCCAGCCCAGCCCAUAACAUAAAAUACAAAGAGCCGUAUUCAUCCAGGCAGUAAGGAAUUCCCCUCCUUGGUCCCCAGCUGUAUUAUAAAGAGGGAAACCAACAGUUGCCCAAGUCCAGGAGUUUCUGCUGGCUGCGUCUGAGUGACUUCUCUCCUCGCCUCAAAAUGGAUUCUAAAAUGUGCAGAUUCCUUGCGGUCGGCGUUUUCCUCCUCAGCCUGAAGGCAGACCCAACCGCCGCCUGUUCCUGUGCCCCUAGACAUCCUCAGACUGCCUUCUGCAAUGCUGAUAUGGUGAUCAGAGGCAAAUUUGUGAGUGUCAGCAAGCAGCAUGUGAACGUUUCUGUGGGAGAACCUGUGUGGUGGGUACGCCAUGAAAUCAAAACAACCAAGGUAUACAAGGGUCCAGAAGAGGUGCAAGAUGUCCGCUUUCUCUACACUCCAGCUAUGGAAAGCCUCUGUGGUUAUGAACACAAGGGCCCACUCAAAGGAGAGGAAUAUGUCAUUGCAGGUACAGAAUGAUCCCUAAGACCAGGAAAACUGAAAACAA